AUGAUCGUGAAACUUCUGAUUUUCCACUUAUUGAUUACUGCGUUUGGUAGGUUUUCGGGUCAAAAACCUUUAAAAUGUUUUUUUUUUCAGAAUUUUCAACCAAUGCAUCGGCUAAUUGGCAAGAUAUUACACAUCAGCUCAAUAAUUUUCGACGGCUACGCGCCAACGAGCUGAAGGCGUCCAAUAUGCAGAAAUUGGUCGGUGAACUUAAAAAAUUGGGCAUUCGCCUUUAAAAUUCUGUGGUUUUUCUGAUAUUUAUUGAAGAAAACUGGUUUAAGCUGGACUUUUGGACCACUUGCAAUGAUUUGAGGCUGAAAAGCCGGGUUUUUGCGAAAAUUGCACAUAUCUCGGGACGAGAUGAACCGAUCGGCCUGAAACUUGGGUCCAAUAAACUUCAAUCCUAGUCCAAGAAGCCUACAAAGUUUGGGCCCGAUCGAAUAAUUGCAAGUGGUCCAAAAGACUUCGAAAAGCCUUUCGCGAAAUUUGCCCAGCUCUGAAAAACCCUCGAAAUGCAAAUGCUUCAGUAUUGGGACGAAAUGUUCCGAAAUUUGGCCCUGCAAAAAGUGAUCGAACUCGUCGAGCAACGCGUCGAACCGGACAAAUCGACGACUUUUUGGAUGGAGACGGAAGUCGGCGAUCCGAGUCGACGCGCCGAAGAAUUGCUGUUCGCGCUCACGAGAAGUUCGAUGCACGACUCGGAUGUCGUCAAUAAUGACACGCUAGGACGGCCCUACAAUUUGGUAUUAUUUUCUCGUCAAUUGUCUCAAUAAUUUUCAAUUUCAGGCGAUCAACCACGACGCGAUUCGAAUCGGAUGCGUCGAAAAAUUGACUGUGCACAGAAAACCGCCGGCGCUCAUUGUUUUGUGUGUUUUUGGACCGAGGUUCGUGUUUUACAAUGUAAAUCGGCGCAAACGAAACGGUCUCCCAGGGCGCUAAUGCUAAACACAGUGCGCUCGUAAAUUGCGGAGUGUCGUUGUAACUUUUGAAAAUUUGCAGGUCUAAAAAUGCAGUUCAAUUCGAGUUUACGACCUUUAUUUCUUUCUUUUUGACUUGAAAAACGUCUAGAAAACAAUAUUUUACCGAUUGGAAACCGUUCUUUACAGAAUUUAGAGUUUUUCAUGUUUUAGCGUCUUUUUCGCAUUUCGUCAAAACUUCAAACCUUUAUAUUUCAGCUCAUUUUGCAUUUUAUGAGCCCAACGAACGAUAAAAAUGUUCGCUGAAUCUUUCUUCACAAAAUUCAGGUUCCGGCGGUUAGUUUUCUUGAGCAGUUUUCGAAAACUAUUCGAAAAACAUCAAAAUCCAGGCCAAAAUCUUCAAAUCGAAAUAACUCGGCUAAUUCUCAACGAUAUGUGAGAUUUCUGUUACCAAAACGUAGCUAGUGCUCUAAUUAUUCAAAUCCAUGUUCCAGGCGUACGAAAAAAUAGAUGUAGUGUACAGAAAACAUAGAAAGAACGCGAACUCCCGUUGAAAAUUAAUUAAUCGGCCGCCGCGUAAAUCGACACAACCCGCCUGUUGCAAGUGCGCCCCAUUGAAAUCAUUCGCGCCGUGGGAGACCGUGAACGCUCUGAAAAUGUGGAAUUUGUGUCAUUCUAACUGAAAACUCGUUUUUUAUCGAUAUCGAACGAGAAAUGUUUGAGAAAACACUGAAUUUGCUCAUUUCUUUCCAGUCCCCUGCUGCUCGACGAUCGUCUGUUUUCGCGUGGCUCCGUGUGCUCAGAAUGUCCGCCGGAGACGGGCUGCGAAAAUAGCUUGUGCGACGAACGAACGCGUCCCGGAUUGCCGGCCAUUUCCGAUCUGUUGGGCGUCACAAUGUCCAGAAACUCGUUUGUUUUCGUCGGAUGCGUACUCGGAGUCAUCGUUUUGGCAAUUUUGAUCGUUUUUCUCAUGGUUUAUUUCUACUUGUAG
Molecule: messenger RNA, 1905 nt
Organism: Caenorhabditis sp. 36 PRJEB53466
Lineage: Eukaryota; Metazoa; Nematoda; Chromadorea; Rhabditida; Rhabditidae
Source: the annotation of a GenBank genome assembly